Molecule: messenger RNA, 4184 nt
Organism: Phlebotomus argentipes
Lineage: Eukaryota; Metazoa; Arthropoda; Insecta; Diptera; Psychodidae
Product: metabotropic glutamate receptor 2
Exons: 14
Coding region: 334-3474 (1046 amino acids)
Biological process (GO): G protein-coupled receptor signaling pathway
Cellular component (GO): membrane
Molecular function (GO): adenylate cyclase inhibiting G protein-coupled glutamate receptor activity
Source: RefSeq, a predicted model, not a curated record
CCUCGAGUCGUUAUCGUGUAAACACGUAAAUUUUCCCGCGCUUCCCCAAAAAUCCGUGAUGAACUGAAUGGACACUUGGUAGCAUUUCAUUCUCAAGAGUGCGUGGUUCUUCUGAAUAUGCUGGAGGAAAAUGAGGAUAUCCACGAUGAAGUGUUCAGUGGUGGUGAUUAAAAUGUGGAAGGAUCGCUUCAAAGGCCAUCGAAUUGAGUGAAUUAAUGUUGCUCAUCCUCACGAUAUUUCCGGUGUGCUCCGGAACGACCAUGUAUUUAGUGAAUCGCUUGUGAUUCUGCAUUGAAAAUCCCUCGCAGUGCUGAACAGUGCGUUUCUGUGAGGAUGUGGAAUGACGGAAUAGCACGCAAUGGUGUUCUCAGUUUACUUCUCCUCGUCAAUUUUGAGUUUGUGGCGUCUCAGUGGCCAGGAAAUGGGAGUCUGCUCAUGCCAGGAGAUGCAUUCUGGUGGGACAAUGGCUACUUCACUCACCAUGUGCGCCACAAGCACAAGAGACACUUCCACCAUCACUUGCACUUGGAUCCCGAGGACUUCCAGCGGUCUGGCCAUUUUCACGUGGCCUCCGUGAUCGAAGAGGCGCCCAGUGUGCCCGACACCAGUCCACCGCCCUGGCCAGUGAAGCGCGAAGCUGUGGUAGAGGGUCAGGUGAUCCUGGGCGGGCUGAUGAUGGUGCACGAGCGCGAGGACAACGUGACGUGUGGCAAGAUAAUGCCGCAGGGCGGAGUGCAGGCCCUCGAGGCCAUGCUCUACACCGUGGACAGGGUAAACCAGAUGAAGCUCCUGCCGAACAUUACUCUGGGCGCGCACAUUCUUGACGACUGCGACAAAGACACAUACGGACUCGAGAUGGCUCUCGAUUUCAUCAAAGGCUCAAUCAGCAACAUCGACGGGGCGGAGUACCACUGCAACAAGUCGCAGGUCCGGAAGGUCAUCUCGGGCGUCGUGGGCGCCGCGUCCUCGGUAACUUCCAUCCAAGUGGCCAAUUUGCUCAGGCUCUUCAGGAUUCCGCAGGUGUCCUUUUUCUCUACGAGUCCUGAGUUGAGCAACAAGCAGCGCUUUGAGUACUUCUCACGAACGAUUCCCUCGGAUCACUAUCAAGUGAAGGCGAUGGUGGAGAUUGUGCGGAGAAUGGGCUGGAGCUACAUCUCCAUCAUCUACGAGGAGAGCAAUUAUGGCUUGAAGGCGUUUGAGGAGCUCGAGGAUUUGCUGGCCAAGCACAACAUAUGCAUUGCCGUGAAGGAGAAACUCUCCAAGGAUUCCGGAGUGGCGCCGGAUGCCACAUAUGACAUGAUCGUCAAUAAACUACAGACAAAACCGCGAGCUAGAGGCGCCAUCAUCUUUGGGUCUGACCAGGAAGUGGCUGGUGUUAUGAAGGCUGUUCGUCGCAACAAUGCCACGGGAUUGUUUUCCUGGAUAGGAUCGGAUGGCUGGAGUGCCAGGAACUUGGUGUCCGCCUCAAACGAGGCUGAGGUGGAAGGCACGCUUUCGGUUCAACCCCAAGCGAACCCCGUCAAGGGGUUCGAGGAGUAUUUUCUUGGAUUGACCGUCGAGAAGAACAAGCGCAAUCCGUGGUUCGUCGAAUUCUGGGAAGAUCACUUCCAGUGCAAGUAUCCCAACAGCUCACGGACGCCGUUCAACAAGGGAUAUGCAGAUCCUUGUAACCGCACGAAUAUGCUGACCAAGAAUGACACGGACUUUGAGGAUCAAUUGCAGUUCGUCAGUGACGCUGUUAUGGCCUUCGCUUACGCUCUGAGGGACAUGCACCAGGACCUGUGCAAGGGAAAGCCAGGACUUUGCGACGCCAUGAAACCGACGAAGGGCGCGGAGUUGCUGAAGUACUUGAGGAAUGUGGAAUUUGAAGGUCUCUCGGGGGAUCAGUUCAGAUUUGACCAGAAUGGUGACGGACCGGCGAGGUACAACAUAAUCCACUUCAAGCAGACCGAACUGGGCAAAUACAAGUGGAUAAAGGUUGGCGAAUACUACGAGGGUGAAUUGAGAAUCAAUAUGUCAGAUGUGCAGUUCAAAUUGGAUCAGCCGAAGCCGCCGGAGUCCGUUUGCAGUUUGCCGUGCGAGCUUGGCCAGGCGAAGAAGUACGUCGAGGGUGAAAGUUGCUGCUGGCACUGCUUCAACUGCACACAGUAUCAGAUUCGCCAUCCGCACGACGAGACGCAGUGUCUCAUGUGCAAGGAGGGCACCAUCCCAGAUCGCAACAAGAAGGUUUGCGAGGAAAUCCCUGAGGUGUUCCUGCGCCCAGAGUCCGGAUGGGCCAUCGGCGCCAUGGCGUUCAGCUCCACGGGAAUGCUGAUUACACUCUUUGUCGUGGGAGUCUUUCUCAGGCACAACGACACUCCAGUUGUGCGUGCUUCCGGCCGGGAGCUGAGCUACGUUCUUCUGGCGGGAAUCCUGAUGUGCUACUUCGUCACAUUCGCGCUGGUCUUGCGACCCACAAAUCUUGUGUGCGGUAUCCAGAGAUUCGGCGCCGGAUUCUGCUUCACUGUGGUCUAUGCUGCCCUGCUGACCAAGACGAAUCGCAUUGCGCGCAUCUUCAAGGCGGGCAAGCAGUCGGCGAAGAGGCCCUCAUUCAUCAGCCCGCGCUCGCAGUUGAUCAUCUGCACGGGCUUGACGUUCAUUCAGGUGCUGAUAAACGGCGUGUGGAUGGUCAUCUCGCCCUCCAGGGCCAUCCAUCACUACCCGACGCGUGACGACAACCUCCUGGUGUGUGACUCGUACAUCGACGCUUCCUACAUGAUAGCGUUCUCCUAUCCGAUUGUCCUCAUUGUCAUCUGUACAGUGUACGCCGUGAUAACACGCAAAAUUCCAGAGGCAUUCAAUGAGUCCAAGCAUAUCGGAUUUACCAUGUACACCACAUGCGUCAUCUGGCUGGCUUUCGUGCCGCUAUACUUUGGUACAGCGAACCACGUUCCCCUGAGAAUAACAUCAAUGUCUGUUACGAUAAGUCUAUCAGCCAGCGUUACUGUGGCGUGUCUGUUUUCCCCAAAACUCUACAUCAUCCUGAUUCGUCCAGAGCGGAACGUACGCCAGAGCAUGAUGCCAGUGCGAUACAGCGCCAUCAAUAAGACCACCAACUCUGGCCAGUCGAUGAUGGCGGCCGUGAUGGUCACUGCUGCGACUUGCAAUCAAAAGGAGAAGAUCCAGAAGCAUGUGCCUCCAACCACAGUGGAAGAUUGCGCCACCCAAGUUGCAACCCUGCGUUUCGCAGAAAUAUCCACCCAAACGGUUUUGGCGGGCGAACUGGUGCUCAAGGCGUACGACGACGCAGUGACGAAGAAUGGCUCUCACCGCAACAGUCUCAUCGGCAACAAUGUCGUGAACAACAAUCGCAUCGAGACCACAUCAUCAACAUCGAAGGCACUGCGCGAUGAUGCGAACUUUGCAAAUACAGCGCGAGAUUCAUCAAAUUCUGUGAUCCAAUCGUCUGCCAAUGUGGAAAAUGUCGUGUUAUAGCAUCGGGGCAGUUUGUCAGACAGCGUGAAGUCGAAGAAGCGCGAAGCAAUCACCGUCUGAGCGUACAACACCCCGAAGACUUUUCCCGGAAGGGUGUGUGGAUAUUUAUUUUUGUAUCUUGCCCAGGCGUUCUUCUUCUCUAAGGCAUAUCUCUAUCGACAUUUUCCACGGAGAACAAACACUGAAGAAGUUGUGUUUUUGACAAAAGGCUUCUCUCUCUUGUGCUCAAAGGACAUCACUGUUAAUGUUAAGGGUGUUAAGAUUAAGCGUGAAGGCGAUGUUUCGUUUUUCUGUGACACAGGAAAUUUACGAUAAAUAGGAAGAUUGUAGGUUAUUUGCCAUUGAAUUUAUAUAAAUGCUAAUGAUAGGAAUUAUGUAAAUUGACGGGGGAUCAAAAGGAUCCCAUUUACAUUUUAAUACAAGUGUUGCAUUAUUAAUUGUUCACUCCCCGUCUAUCGAGAGAUGCUGUUCUUUUGCCAAUGACACCCCCCAAAUGUUAACCUUUCAAUCCUCCGUCGCUCCUAAACGUAAACAGAGUUUAAGGCAUAGGCGUAGAUAAUUAUUGUGAAUACUUGUUACUGUGUAAGACUCAAUGGAGAACGACUUAAUGUUAAGGAGACUCUCUUAGGUUUUUUUUUUCUUUUGUACAUAUACUUUCCAAAUGGUCAGUGGGAUUCUCUCUGGGGUUUCUGAGCCCUGAACUCCAUCCG